Molecule: messenger RNA, 5319 nt
Organism: Odocoileus virginianus texanus
Lineage: Eukaryota; Metazoa; Chordata; Mammalia; Artiodactyla; Cervidae
Source: RefSeq, a predicted model, not a curated record
AUGCGUGUCUGUGCCCUAGAUCACCCAGGCGGCCUGCAGAACCACUCUCGACUCCGGACACCACCGCCUCCGCUCUCGCACACCCACACGCCCAACCAGCACCACGCAGCCUCCAUUAGCUCCCUGAACCGGGGCAACUUCACUCCGAGGAGCAACCCCAGCCCGGCGCCCACGGACCACUCGCUGUCUGGAGAGCCCCCCGCCGGUGGCGCGCAGGAGCAGACCCACGCCCAGGACAACUGGCUGCUCAACAGCAACAUCCCACUGGAGACCAGAAACCUAGGCAAGCAGCCAUUCCUAGGGACAUUGCAGGACAACCUCAUUGAGAUGGACAUUCUCAGCGCCUCCCGCCAUGAUGGGGCUUACAGUGACGGGCACUUCCUCUUCAAGCCGGGAGGCACCUCCCCGCUCUUCUGCAGCACGGCGCCGGGCUACCCUCUGACGUCCAGCACGGUGUACUCGCCGCCGCCCCGGCCCCUGCCCCGCACCACCUUCUCCCGCCCGGCCUUCAACCUCAAGAAGCCCUCCAAGUACUGUAACUGGAAGUGCGCGGCCCUGAGCGCCAUCGCCAUCUCGGCCACGCUGGUCAUCCUGCUGGCGUACUUUGUGGCCAUGCACCUGUUUGGCCUAAACUGGCACCUGCAGCCGAUGGAGGGGCAGAUGUAUGAGAUCACGGAGGACACAGCCAGCAGUUGGCCUGUGCCGACGGACGUCUCCCUGUAUCCCUCGGGGGGCACUGGUUUAGAGAGCCCUGACAGGAAAGGCAAAGGAGCCACGGAAGGAAAGCCCAGUAGUUUCUUUCCAGAGGACAGUUUUAUAGACUCUGGAGAAAUCGACGUGGGAAGACGGGCUUCCCAGAAGAUUCCUCCUGGCACUUUCUGGAGAUCUCAGGUGUUCAUUGACCAUCCUGUGCAUCUGAAAUUCAAUGUGUCUCUGGGAAAGGCGGCUCUGGUUGGCAUUUAUGGCAGAAAAGGCCUUCCUCCUUCACACACACAGUUUGACUUUGUGGAGCUGCUGGAUGGAAGGAGGCUCCUGACCCAGGAGGCACGGAGCCUGGAGGGACCCCAGCGCCAGUCUCGGGGAGCCAUCCCCCCUUCUAGCCACGAGACCGGCUUCAUCCAGUAUUUGGAUUCGGGAAUCUGGCACCUGGCUUUCUAUAAUGAUGGGAAGGAGUCUGAAGUGGUUUCCUUUCUCACUACUGCCAUCGAGUCGGUGGAUAACUGUCCCAGCAACUGCUAUGGUAACGGCGACUGCAUCUCCGGGACUUGCCACUGCUUCCUGGGCUUCCUGGGCCCUGACUGCGGCCGAGCCUCCUGCCCCGUGCUCUGCAGCGGGAACGGCCAGUACAUGAAGGGCCGCUGCCUGUGCCACAGCGGCUGGAAGGGCGCCGAGUGCGACGUGCCCACCAACCAGUGCAUCGACGUGGCCUGCAGCCACCACGGCACCUGCAUCAUGGGCACCUGCAUCUGCAACCCCGGCUACAAGGGCGAGAACUGCGAGGAAGUGGACUGCAUGGACCCCACGUGCUCGGGCCGCGGUGUCUGCGUGAGAGGCGAGUGCCACUGCUCUGUGGGCUGGGGAGGCGCCAGCUGCGAGACGCCCAGGGCCACCUGCCUGGACCAGUGUUCGGGCCACGGAACCUUCCUCCCGGACACCGGGCUCUGCAGCUGUGACCCGAGCUGGACUGGACACGACUGUUCCAUCGAGAUCUGCGCUGCCGACUGCGGGGGCCAUGGCGUCUGCGUGGGGGGCGCGUGCCGCUGCGAGGACGGCUGGAUGGGGGCGGCAUGCGACCAGCGCGCCUGCCACCCGCGCUGCGCGGAGCACGGGACCUGCCGCGACGGCAAGUGCGAGUGCAGCCCGGGCUGGAACGGCGAGCACUGCACCAUCGCGCACUAUCUGGAUAGGGUAGUUAAAGAGGGUUGCCCUGGCCUGUGCAAUGGCAACGGCAGAUGUACCUUGGACCUGAACGGGUGGCAUUGCGUCUGCCAGCUGGGCUGGAGAGGAGCUGGCUGUGACACGUCCAUGGAAACCGCCUGUGGCGACAGCAAAGACAACGAUGGAGAUGGCUUGGUGGACUGCAUGGACCCCGACUGCUGCCUCCAGCCCCUCUGUCACGUCAACCCACUGUGCCUGGGCUCCCCUGACCCUCUGGACAUCAUCCAGGAGACACAGGCCCCCGUGUCCCAGCAGAACUUGCAUUCCUUCUAUGACCGAAUCAAGUUCCUCGUGGGCAGGGACAGCACGCACGUCAUCCCCGGGGAGAACCCCUUUGACGGAGGGCAUGCAUGUGUCAUUCGUGGUCAAGUCAUGACAUCGGAUGGGACCCCACUGGUUGGUGUGAAUAUCAGUUUUGUCAAUAACCCUCUCUUUGGAUACACGAUCAGCAGGCAGGAUGGCAGCUUUGACCUGGUCACCAACGGCGGCGUCUCCAUCAUCCUGCGGUUCGAGAGGGCCCCCUUCAUCGCACAGGAGCACACCCUCUGGCUGCCUUGGGAUCGCUUCUUCGUCAUGGAAACCAUAGUCAUGCGGCACGAGGAGAAUGAGAUUCCCAGCUGUGACCUGAGCAGCUUCGCCCGCCCCAACCCGGUCGUGUCUCCUUCCCCGCUGACGUCCUUCGCCAGCUCCUGUGCAGAGAAGGGCCCCAUUGUCCCAGAAAUCCAGGCUUUGCAGGAGGAAAUCGCCAUCUCUGGCUGCAAGAUGAGGCUGAGCUACCUGAGCAGCCGGACCCCCGGCUACAAAUCUGUCCUGAGGAUCAGCCUCACCCACCCCACCAUCCCCUUCAACCUCAUGAAGGUCCACCUCAUGGUGGCAGUUGAGGGCCGUCUCUUCAGGAAGUGGUUUGCCGCCGCCCCAGACCUGUCCUAUUAUUUCAUCUGGGACAAGACGGACGUCUACAACCAGAAGGUGUUUGGGCUCUCAGAAGCCUUCGUUUCCGUGGGUUAUGAGUAUGAAUCCUGCCCAGAUCUGAUCCUGUGGGAGAAAAGAACAGCAGUGCUGCAGGGCUAUGAAAUCGAUGCUUCCAAGCUGGGAGGAUGGAGCCUGGACAAGCACCACGCCCUCAACAUCCAAAGCGGCAUCCUGCACAAGGGAAACGGGGAGAACCAGUUUGUGUCUCAGCAGCCACCUGUCAUUGGGAGCAUCAUGGGCAACGGGCGCCGCAGGAGCAUUUCCUGUCCCAGCUGCAACGGCCUCGCCGACGGCAACAAGCUCCUGGCCCCCGUGGCCCUCACGUGCGGCGCCGACGGCAGCCUCUACGUGGGAGAUUUCAACUACAUCCGAAGGAUCUUCCCCUCCGGGAACGUCACCAACAUCCUGGAGCUGAGAAAUAAAGAUUUCAGACAUAGUCACAGCCCAGCACACAAGUACUACCUGACCGCAGACCCCAUGAGUGGGGCCGUCUUCCUGUCGGACACUACCAGCCGGCGCGUCUUCAAGAUCAAGUCCACGGUGGUGGUGAAGGACCUCGUCAAGAACUCUGAGGUGGUGGCGGGGACAGGUGACCAGUGCCUCCCCUUCGAUGACACUCGCUGCGGGGAUGGUGGAAAGGCCACGGAAGCCACACUUACCAACCCCAGGGGCAUCACAGUGGACAAGUCGGGGCUGAUCUACUUCGUGGACGGCACCAUGAUCAGACGCAUUGAUCAGAACGGGGUCAUCUCCACCCUGCUGGGCUCCAACGACCUCAGCUCAGCCCGGCCCCUGAGUUGUGACUCUGUGAUGGAUAUCUCUCAGGUUCGCCUGGAGUGGCCCACAGACUUAGCCAUCAGCCCGAUGGACAACUCGCUCUAUGUCCUGGACAACAACGUGGUCUUGCAGAUCUCUGAGAACCACCAGGUGCGCGUCGUCGCCGGGAGGCCCAUGCACUGCCAGGUGCCCGGCAUGGACCACUUCCUGCUGAGCAAGGUGGCCGUGCAUGCAACCCUGGAGUCGGCCACCGCCUUGGCCGUCUCUCACAAUGGGGUCCUGUACAUCGCUGAGACCGACGAGAAGAAGAUCAACCGCGUCAGGCAGGUCACCACCAGCGGAGAGAUCUCACUGGUUGCCGGGGCUCCCAGUGGCUGUGACUGUAAAAAUGAUGCCAACUGUGACUGUUUCUCUGGAGAUGAUGGUUAUGCCAAAGAUGCGAAGCUGAAUAUCCCGUCUUCCUUGGCUGUGUGUGCUGACGGGGAGCUUUACGUGGCUGACCUUGGGAAUAUCCGAAUCCGGUUUAUCAGGAAGAACAAGCCUUUCCUCAACACCCAGAACAUGUAUGAGCUGUCCUCCCCGAUUGACCAGGAGCUCUACCUGUUUGAUACCAGUGGCAAGCAUCUGUACACCCAGAGCCUACCCACGGGAGAUUACCUGUACAACUUCACCUACACCGGGGAUGGUGAUGUCACACUCAUCACAGACAACAACGGCAACGUGGUCAACGUCCGCAGAGACUCCACAGGGAUGCCUCUCUGGCUGGCGGUCCCGGAUGGCCAGGUGUACUGGGUGACCAUGGGCACCAACAGCGCGCUCAAGAGUGUAACCACACAAGGACACGAGCUGGCCAUGAUGACAUACCACGGCAACUCUGGCCUGCUGGCCACCAAGAGCAAUGAAAAUGGGUGGACAACAUUUUAUGAGUAUGACAGCUUUGGCCGCCUGACAAAUGUGACCUUCCCGACUGGCCAGGUGAGCAGUUUCCGAAGUGACACAGACAGCUCAGUGCAUGUCCAGGUGGAGACCUCCAGCAAGGACGACGUCACCAUAACCACCAACCUGUCUGCCUCAGGUGCCUUCUAUACACUGCUGCAAGACCAGGUCCGGAACAGCUACUUCAUCGGGGCCGACGGCUCCCUGCGGCUGCUGCUGGCCAACGGCAUGGAGGUGGCCCUGCAGACGGAGCCCCACCUGCUGGCCGGGACCGUCAACCCCACCGUGGGCAAGAGGAACGUCACGCUGCCCAUCGACAACGGCCUCAACCUGGUGGAGUGGCGGCAGCGCAAGGAGCAGGCUCGCGGCCAGGUCACCGUCUUCGGGCGCCGGCUUCGGGUUCACAACCGGAACCUCCUGUCUCUGGACUUUGACCGCGUGACACGCACGGAGAAGAUCUACGAUGACCACCGCAAGUUUACCCUCCGCAUUCUGUAUGACCAGACGGGGCGGCCCAGCCUCUGGUCACCCAGCAGCAGGCUGAACGGUGUCAACGUGACGUACUCCCCAGGGGGCCACAUUGCUGGUGUCCAGAGGGGCACCAUGUCUGAGAGGAUGGAAUAUGACCAGGCGGGUCGCAUCACAUCCAGGAUCUUCGCUGAUGGGAAGACAUGGAGCUACACCUACUUAGAGAAG